UUUUUUAAGUGAAUAACAUAUAAUAUAUAGGAGUACAAAGGAAACCAACUGUAUUGAAAUCAACAUGUGGUUUGUCAGGUUCAUGUGCUUCCUGAAACGUAUCCACAGACCCCUUUGGGACCCUGUGCACCCCAGAUUAAGAACACCUGUGCCAUGUAUGUGCUAGGCACCAGAGAUACAAAAACAAAAAUUAAAGUCUCUGUCCUCAAGAAGGUUACACUGUAUCAGGAAAGACAAUAAUUUAUAUAAAUAGGUAUAUACAAUAUACAAAAUAAACACAAUGUAAUUUUAUGGGGGGAAGAGUACUAAUGGUUGGAGGGAUCAGAGGAAGAGUAGAAGGUGCCACUUUAGCAGAGUUUUGAAGUAGACAAGGGAUUCUACUAGGCAGAGCUGAGGAAGAAGCACAUUCUAGGCAUUCUAGAAAGCCAAUGACAAUGUAUAAAAAUGGCAAAUGGAAUAUCUUGCACAACAAACAGCAAGGAAGCCAGUUUAGCUGGACCAUAAAACAUGGGAAGGGGAAUAAUACAUAAAGUUAGAAAGGUAGAUUGGAGCUAGCACGUGAAGGGCUUUUAAGGUCAAACAGAAGAACUUCUGUUGGAUUUGGCAGGUGGGGAGCUAAGGUUCAAGUCUUGGCUCUGACAUUAGCUGUGUGAUCUUCAACAAUUCAAUUCACAUCUGAGUAUUAGUUUUCUCUGUAAAAUGGGAAGCCUAUACAUUCCCUACUUCACAGCGUUCUGAGAAAAAUAUUCUCUAAAUCUUAAAGGUGUUUGUAAAUGUGCUAUUUUUGCUAAAUUGUGGAGGACUGUGAAUGCCAGAUUGAGUUUAUUCUGGAGUGGGAUUAUAGAUUCCAAACUAAACGGGACCUUAGAAGCCAUCUAACCCAACCUAAAGCCUCAAAAGAUUCUAUGACUUAUUCAAGGUCAUACAAAUAGUGUAUAGAGGUGGGACUGAUACCCAGUUCUGAUUCCAAAUCCAGAACUUUUUCCAACAGUGUGUGAAGGCAUUUUUUUUAAUUGGAAAAGUGAAAUUAAAUCUAUACAUUGGGAGGAUUAAAUAAGUAGCAAUAUGAGGCAGGAUUUUCAAUGGAAGGGGAAGAAAGAAGACCAAAUAAGGUGGGAAGACUGUCUUGGAGGCUGUUUCAAUAGUAUUUAGGCAAGAGGCAAUGGAGAACCGAACUAGGGUCUGGGUAGAGGAAUGAGAAGGGGUGGUUGGCUAGGUAUAAGCUAGUGAGAUGCAUACCUGUUUACUGGAUACAACAUAAGGGCUCUGGCAUGGUGACUAAUGAAUAUUUAUAGAACAUAUAAGUGCAAGAUUUCUAAGUAUAAAAUACCCUUUGCUAGCUAGUAAUAAGAGUUCUGUGCUAGUGUCUCUUCCUAUGGGAAAACAACAGCUAACAGGGCCCACUACUUAGUGCUAGUAGAUAAUUAAUCAAACAGUGCCCCCUUUAGUCUGGAAUUAGACGCAUAAGCAUCUUCUCUGUCCUUGGCAUUUUUCUUAGCUUGCCCCUUCUUUGGAACAUGAGAGAGUGUAUGUGAGACAGUUUGAUGCAAGCUCUCUAUAUAGAUUGGCUAGGCCAAAAUAGUGCCUUAGCACCGACAAUAGAAAUAGAUUGCUUACUUGGGUCUUCUGCUGUUCUUUCCUGGUCCAGGAAAGGUCCGUGUAGCCUCACAAUUACCAGGAGUUUGGCGUACUAUCCCUGCAUCUGCCCAAAGAGUGUUUAGUCCUUAGAUUUCUGCACUGUUCUGGUCUGUGAUGUCAGUGGUGAUUUUUAUUUAAAUUGGGAAGUGGGUUUAUUACUGAAUUUUAUUGGGGAAAAUAUGCUAAUUAAAAAUACCAUCAAAGGUGAUGUUGUUUGACUGACAGGCCAUCAGUAAAUUAUUUGAAUCCUUUCAUGCCCUAGCAGUUGGUAAUGGAGCAGGCGUUAUCCAUUCAUACCUUUACUUGCUCUUAAUUGUGGGCAAAAGGCAGAUUGAGUGAUGGGUGUACAGAGUGCAUCUAGGUAACAGGGUACUGCUAUUUAACCUGCUAAGGUGGACUUUCUUAUAGAAGUGCACUUGAACCAGAAGAGCAAAUUAGCCUGGCACAUUAGGCUUAGAGGUGAGCGGCUCUGGGAGGAGAAAUUUGCUCUUUGGUUGUCUCAGAUCCUUCAAGGAUUGAAGCUCCCCAGCUUUGGGUGAUGCCAUUGUAACGAUAACACAUUUGUUUAAUGCUCUUAAGGUCUGCAAGGUGCUUUGCAUACAUUAUUUCAUUUGGUCCUCACAGCGAUCCUGUGAGGUAGGUGCUAUUACUAUGCUUCGUUUCACGGAGGCGAGAGCUGAGGCUGAGAGGUUUGGUGACACACCGAGACACGAUUUGAACUCGUCUUUCUGAUUCCCACGUCUGGAACUCUACCCGCUACACUACUUGGCCGCCUUUGAGGCCUGGGCACUGGCCGGGCUAAAACGUAUAGUUAAUCCCCAAUCUCCGUCAUUCCAGGGUCAGGGCCGCCGCCCCCUCCCCCAUUUCCUCUGGUUGCUCCCCUAUUCCACCCAACAGAGAGAUGACAACAAGAAAUAAAAAGAAUGCAACUCCCUCCACACACAUACAUACUAAUGAGAAAUUGGAUGCGAAUUUUUUUUAAAGCAACUACAAGGAAAGUGCAUAUUUUUGGCUUUCUGAAACUAUAUUCCUUUCGGACGAGGACGGGGAGCCAGGGAAUUUAAUUCAAAAUGGCGAGAGCGAGUGACGUUAUUCCUCUUCCUCGACUCCCAAACCAAGGGCGCACAAGCAGGUGAGGGCGGAACCGAAGCUUACAGCACCUCCCCAAGAGCCAAAGGGAGGUCUCUCCUCCGAAAGGAAGGUGAAGAUAACGGGCGGAAGCGUUCGGGCUGGAAACUCACUAAGGGCGGAAUUCCCCCCCUUUUAAGGGCGGAAGAGACCUUGUCUCCGGAAUAUGCUCGAGCCCUGGAGGGUCUUCGAUCACUUCCGGGAACAGACCGGAAGUUGCUUUGUUUUGCUUCAAGAUGGCGGCGGGAAUGUACUUGGAGCAUUAUCUGGACAGUAUUGAAAACCUCCCCUUUGAGCUCCAGAGAAACUUCCAGCUCAUGCGGGACCUAGACCAGAGAACAGAGGAAGUAUUAGAUAUCAUCUGUGGACCUGCACUCUGGCAACUCUUGAGCAAGUUUGGCUGCCCUGAGAAAUUCACUUGGAGCCUGAGGCUACUCCCCGAUGGUCAGGCCUCUGUCUCUAUUAUAGACCUGAAAGCAGAGAUUGACAAGCUGGCCACUGAGUAUAUGAGUAGCGCCCGCAGCCUCAACUCAGAGGAAAAGCUGGCAUUACUUAAGCAGAUCCAGGAAGCCUACGGCAAGUGCAAAGAAUUUGGAGAUGACAAGGUGCAGCUCGCCAUGCAGACCUACGAGAUGGUGGAUAAGCAUAUUCGAAGACUGGACACAGAUCUAGCCCGAUUUGAGGCAGAUCUGAAAGAGAAACAGAUUGAGUCAAGUGACUAUGACAGCUCUUCAAGCAAAGGAAAAAAAAAAGGCCGGGUUCAGAAGGAGAAGAAAGCUGCCCGUGCUCGUUCCAAGGGUAAGAACUCAGAUGAGGAGGCUCCCAAGGCUGCCCAGAAGAAGCUGAAAUUUGUGCGCACAAGCCCUGAGUAUGGUAUGCCCUCAGUGACUUUUGGCAGUGUCCACCCUUCAGAUGUGCUGGAUAUGCCAGUGGAUCCCAAUGAACCUACCUACUGUCUUUGCCACCAGGUUUCCUAUGGGGAGAUGAUUGGCUGUGAUAACCCUGAUUGUUCCAUUGAGUGGUUCCACUUUGCUUGUGUCGGAUUAACAACCAAGCCUCGAGGGAAAUGGUUCUGCCCUCGGUGCUCCCAGGAACGGAAGAAGAAAUAAACAAAGGCCUUGGAUGUAUCA
Molecule: messenger RNA, 3896 nt
Organism: Trichosurus vulpecula (common brushtail)
Lineage: Eukaryota; Metazoa; Chordata; Mammalia; Diprotodontia; Phalangeridae
Gene: ING4
Product: inhibitor of growth family member 4
Exons: 9
Coding region: 3003-3875 (290 amino acids)
Biological process (GO): regulation of DNA-templated transcription; positive regulation of apoptotic process
Cellular component (GO): nucleus
Source: RefSeq, a predicted model, not a curated record